AUGGGAAUAACCUGUAGUAAAGCAAAAAAGGGACAAGAAGCCUUAAUUGAAAAUUAGAUAAAAUUGGCAGUACAAGAAGAUGAGAUUCUUAAUUAAGUUGAAUAUAAUAAAGGAUUGAAUGAGGAUUAAGAAGAUUCUAAUUAGGAAUAAAGUUAAAAACCUGACCUUUAAUAUUUGAAUAGUAGUUCUAAAAAGGCUAUAAGUCGAUCUGAUGAUGAAGAGGGUGAGAAAUAAAAAAAAAAGACAGGUAAGAAAAAACCGGUCUAAAAAAGAGAUGACAAUUAUCUGAAAAUCUUAGAGUAUUCAGAUCUAAAAAUACAAGCAUAUAUUCUUUUAUCAAAAGAAGAAGACAUAACAACAUCUUAUGAGUUGACAAUAACAUUUUCAUACUAAGAUUAUCAGUAUAGUGUUAACUGUAAAGCACUUAUUCUUUGUGAACCCAAAUAACCUUUUACAUUAAGUCCAAUAAAAUUUGAAGAUGCUAUAAGCAACAGUUAAUUUUAACCUUUCUUUCUUUUAGAUACAUAUUUCAAUGUGGACCUAUAGUUAAACUCAAAUUUAUAAUCUUUUAAUCAAUUGUUAGAAGUGAAAAGGAAUACUUAAUCAGACAAAAAAGAUGAAGAUAGUCCAUAACUUUUUACUAAGAGACAAAGUAAAAUAAUGAAUACUUAAAUUGUAAAUGGAGGUCCAUAAAAAUAAAAAAGAAAAAAGAAAAGAGAAGCAGCUGAAAUGAUGGAAUUAAUACAUGUAUUUGAUUUUGAAUGUUCACCUCGUUUAAAUCAAAUAUUAAUAGCUCUUAUGAUUCAAUAAUACAGUCAUAAAAUAACUAAAUAUUUGAUUACUAUUAAUGAUGUUUACUUUUUAUUUAAUGAGAAACCAUCUCUUGAUAAGUAAGAAGUUCAUAGAAUCCUUAUUUUUUAUGAACAUUUUGAUUAUAGUUUGUUAGAAUUGAGUGAAUAUCUACAUUCUAAAAAAAUGUAAUUAUCUCAUAUUUGUCAUCUUUAACUUUCUUUAAAUUUAUUGUAAAUAUUGUAUAAUUCAUAUAAAUCAUAUCUAUAUAGAUUGAAUAUAACAUUAAAUACAGUAUUUUGGGUUAGCAAAGUAAAGAAAUUUAAAUUAUAAACAUUUGGAAGAAUAUAGAAUUUAUUAGAUUUGGAUGGUAAAGAUUUUUAAGUCAAAUUUAAAACUGCAAAUGAAUAAAAAAUUAAUGUUUUUUAUAGAGAUUUUGAUAGAGACUUUGCUGCUGUAUUAGAUAUUAUAGCAUUUUUUAAAGAUUUAAGUAAAGAGAUGGCAUAAAUUAAAAAAUUAAGAAGAAAGAAAAAGAAUUUACCUGAAGGAGAAACUUAUUAUAGUAAAUAUAUAAUAAUGUAUGAUGAAUUAUUUUAAGAUAAUACUGAUUCACUAUUUUAGGGUUUGGUUAGAUUAAAAUUCUUUGAAACAAAUUCAUAUGAUUAAAUACUUGAAGAAAUAAAAUCAAUUAUAAUGACUUUGGAGAAAUUGAUAAAAUAAGAAAUUGCAACAAUUGAAUAAGAAAAAUAAUAAAGAGAAUUAGAAAUGUAAGAAUAAUAAUAGUAAGUCUCCCAAAAUGUAAUUUAAGUAAAAUUAGAUGAUGAUGAUGAUGAAUAAGAACCUAUUGAAUUGUAGUCAUUUAAUUUUCUAUUAGAAAGGAAAAAGAAAAAAGACUUAACUUAAGAAUAAUACUUGUAUUAUUAAAUGAUAUACUCAUCUCUCUUUUAUAAUCAAAAUUUUAAUGUAAUUUGUGAUUAAUUUCUUGAAAUUUCUAAAAAUUAAAUCUUAAUAGCAUAUGCUUAAUUACAUUAUUCAAUUUGGAGAAAAUUAAAUUCAGUUGUUAAAGAAGGUUAUAGUUUGGAAUAGUAGACAUCAUUACUUUCCAUAUCAAAGAAUGUGACAUAACUGACUUUAUCUUAAGAUUCAUUUCAUUAUUAUUUAUUGUUAGAGUUGAUCACAAAAAUGAGAGAUAAACCAUUUAAUAUUUUAAAUCAUUUAAAAUCUAUGAUAUAAGAAUAAAAUUAUAAACGAAAAAGAUAGGUUAAACCUAAACUUAGUAGAAAUUAAAAAUUUAAUGGAAUUAUUGAAAUGAGAAAAGCAAUCUUUUUAGAUUUAUUUUUUAUUGAUCAUUAUAUAAGUGAACAUCAUUAUAAUAAAGCAAUAUAUUUGAUGCAAUAUGAUUUAUCAUCUUAAUUGAAAUUUAAUUUAAAAAAUUAUAUGCUAUAUACACAAUCACUAUUUAUAAAUGGAUUAUUAUGUGAAAAGACAUUACAAUCAGUAUCAGCAAUGCUUAAUUUGGAAAUAUCUAAAUUAUUGUAUGAUUAAUACUUUCCCAAUAGUAAGAUUGUUUAUAUUGAGGAUGAAACUUAACGAUAAGUGACUAAAGAAUAAAUGGAAAGUGGUAAAUAAUAUACUUCUAAAAUUCUUAAUUAUGAUAAUUAAGCAUGUGAGAAUAUGAAUGUAUUAGAUUUUCAUUUGGGUAAAGUGUAUUUUACAAUUCAUGAUAAAGAGAAUGCUUUAAAAUGUUUAAGGAAAGUAAAAUAAGCUAGAUAAAAGAAAUUUGAUAUUUUAUCAGAUGAAGUAAUUGAAGUAAUAAUUGAAAUAUUACGAAUAUUGGUAGAAUAAGAUGAUAGUGGAGCAGCAGGUGAAAUUUGUUAUGAGUAUCAAUAGAAAUUCAAAGAAUAAUAUAGAAAAAAUACAUUUUUUAAAUCAAGGUAUAUUGCUCGUUUGUAAUUGAUAAUGGCAGCUAUAUUUGAAUGUAAUGGUAUGAUGUUGAGUUCCCUUAGAUAUUAUUAAAAAGCCAAUAAAACCUUCAAUUAAUCUAGAACUAAUUCAUAUAUUUUAUAAAUACAUAUUAGAAUGAAAAUUAUGAAAUUGAUAUCUGCUAUUAAAACUAAGGCACUUUCAAUAAAUUCAAUCAAUAAAGGACAAAUAACAUUAUUUAAUUAUCAUACUGUAUAUUUAUCUGAACUUGUGAAACCAUAUUUUAAUAAUUAAUUUCUUAGAUAGGCAAUAGAAGAGAAAUAAAAUUAAGUAAAUUAAGUUAUUUUUAAUCAUUUAAUAAAAAUUUAUUCAUUAUUUCGUCAUUAAGAUUAUGAUAAAUUAUAGGAUAAACUAAAUCAAUUACAUAAUGUUCUCAAAAAAAGAAAAGUAGAUGAAUGUUAUGGUUAUACUCUAUAGAAAUUAGGUAUCUAUAAUGCAUCUCAUAGUAAUUAUCCUUAAGCUAUAAAUUAUUUAAAAUUAGCUAUAGAAAUUUAUGAUAGAUUUCUCAUAUUUCCUUAAAAAGAAAUAAGACAAUUACGUUGUUAAAUUUUGAUAUUUCAUUGUUGGAUAUAAUUAGAGAAAAAGAAAGAAUAUUAAGAUCAAUUGAAUUUGAUAGAUUAAUUUAUUUAAACAAUAAAUGAAAUGAUCUCUUGGAGUAAUAUUCCAUAUAAAUCAACUACAAAUAAAUUUACAGUUUUGUAAUUGAAACUUGGCAAAUAAAUUAUAUAUUAAUUAGAAGAGAUGAGUUAAGUAAUUGAGAAAUUUCAAAAGAUCAGAUAUAAACUUAUUUAACAUUUAUCUAAUCCAACCAAAUUAAAAUCAGUAGCUAUAAAAAAUUUUAAAUAAAUUAUUAAAACUACAGAAAAAGAGUAAAUAAAAAAAAAAAGUCAUAAUGAAACUAGAUAAUCAUGUUUAUUUGGUUUUUUGAGUCAUUAAAGUGUAAGACCUAGAAAAUCUACAGUAAUAUAAAAUAAAUCUAUUACAUAAACUGAAUUAGAGUAUUAAGAAACUCAAAAGUAUUUAUAUAAAUAAUAUUAGAUCAACAAAUACAAGAAGAAGUAAUUUAAAAAAUAAAGAUAAUAUGAGUAUUUAAUUAAUAUCUGAGAAAUCAAAUUAAAUCAGUUAAUAAUUUGAUGUUGUAUAAACAUAGAAAUCAUAGAUCUUUGAUGAUAAUUUGGAAACGGAAAGAAAUGGCAAUUUGCACAUUUCAUAUAAUAUAAAAGAUAAUACUAAUACAAAAUGUAGUACUGGAAUGCCUUCAAUGGCUUAGUUGAAUAUGACACCAAUUAAUGAAAUUUCAAGAUUAUCUGUGAAAUCACCAAUAUUAAAUUCAAAAUAAAAAGGAAACAAAGAUUAAUAGAAACUUAAAAUUAAUCCAUUUCAAAAGAUUACUCGAAAAUGA
This is a messenger RNA of Paramecium primaurelia, 4174 nucleotides long. NCBI's taxonomy places the organism in Eukaryota, Ciliophora, Oligohymenophorea, Peniculida, Parameciidae. The record is from the annotation of a GenBank genome assembly.